This is a messenger RNA of Lycium ferocissimum, 3366 nucleotides long. RefSeq names its product MDIS1-interacting receptor like kinase 2-like. The record is from RefSeq and is a predicted model, not a curated record. Gene Ontology annotation, molecular function: protein binding. NCBI's taxonomy places the organism in Eukaryota, Viridiplantae, Streptophyta, Magnoliopsida, Solanales, Solanaceae. Bases 4 to 2052 code for a protein of 682 amino acids. The transcript is spliced from 2 exons.
GCCAUGAUGAUAGUUCCCAGAAUAUUUUCUUUCCUUCAGUUUUUCACUCUUUUAUAUCUCUUUAUAGUUACUUUUGCUUCCACUGAGGAAGCAACUGCUCUCCUCAAAUGGAAAGCAACUUUUCUGAAGCAGAAUAAUUCCUUAUUGGCUUCUUGGACAUUAAGUACUAAUGCAUGCAGGGAUUGGUAUGGAGUUAAAUGCUUAAAUGGUAGGGUAAACAUGUUGAGUAUUACAAAUGCUAAUGUGAAUGGUACGCUCUAUGAUUUUCCAUUUUCAUCUCUCAGUUUCCUUGAAUAUGUUAAUCUUAGCAUGAACCAGGUCUCUGGCACCAUCCCACCUGAAAUUAGUAAGCUCACUAAUCUUGUCUAUCUUGACUUGUCAGUGAAUAAUCUUUCUAGUUCAAUUCCCAAAACUAUAGGCGACUUAACUGAGCUCAAAAUUUUGUAUGUUUAUUCUAACCAACUUUUUGGUCCCAUUCCUAGUGAGUUGGGGAAUCUGAAAAACCUCACUGAUUUGCGAUUAUCCCAUAAUCAGCUUACCGGUUCAAUUCCAAUUACUCUAGGUGACUUAACUGAGCUCAAAAUUUUGUAUCUCUCUUCUAACCAACUUUCUGGUCCCAUUCCUAGUGAAUUGGGGAAUUUGAAAAACCUCAAUGAGUUGUCACUAUGCCGUAAUCAUCUUACCAGUUCAAUUCCAAUUAUUCUAGGUGAAUUAACUGAGCUCAAAAUUUUGUAUCUUUCUUCUAACCAACUUUCUGGUCCCAUUCCUAGUGAAUUAGGGAAUUUGAAAAACCUCACUGAGUUGUCAUUAUCUCGUAAUCAACUUACCAGUUCAAUUCCAAUUACUCUAGGUGACUUAACUGAGCUCAAAAUUUUGUAUCUUUCUUCUAACCAACUUUCUGGUCCCAUUCCUAGUGAAUUAGGGAAUUUGAAAAACCUCACUGUGGUGUCAUUAUCUCGUAAUCAUCUUACCAGUUCAAUUCCAAUUACUCUAGGUGACUUAACUGAGCUAAAAAGUUUGUUUCUUUCUUCUAAUCAACUUGCCGGCCAUUUGCCAGACCAGCUUUGCCAAGGUGGAAAACUUGAGCACUUGAUAGUGGCUAACAAUAAGCUAACAGGGCCAAUACCAAGUAGCUUGAGGAAGUGCUCUAGUUUCAAAAGGGUUCGCUUUGAUAACAAUAGUUUCACUGGGAAUUUAUCUGAAGCUUUUGGCAUCUAUCCACAGCUUUAUUUCAUUAAUUUGAGUGACAAUGAUUUUCAUGGUGAACUCAAUAGCAAUUGGGGGAAAUGCAAGAAUUUGACUAAUCUGCAGGUAGCCAGAAAUAACAUUAGUGGUAGCAUACCACCAGAGAUUGGAAAUGUCAAAGGGCUUCUAGGACUUGAUCUUUCAUCAAAUCAUUUGAUUGGGCACAUUCCUAAGGAAAUUGGAGAUUUAACCUCUCUAGUGAAGCUUUUUGUGCAGAAUAACAACAUUUCUGGCAAUAUACCCGGGGAACUUAGGUCAUUGACAAAAUUAGAGUCCCUUGAUCUAUCAGGCAAUAGAUUGAAUGGGUCGAUCCCAAUCUUUUUAGGAGAUUAUGUGCACUUGUUUCAAUUGAACCUAAGCAAUAACAAAUUUGGGCAGAAAAUUCCUAUGGAGAUAGGGAGGAUAACUCAGCUUAAUGUACUUGAUUUGAGCCAUAAUCAUCUUGUUGGAGAUAUACCCCCUCAGUUAGCCAAUUUGAAGGUCUUGGUAAGCUUAAAUCUUUCCCACAAUGGCCUCUCUGGCCGCAUUCCUGAAGAACUUGAAAGUUUGACUGGUUUACAAGAUGUCGUGUUGUCAUAUAAUGAGUUGGAAGGUCCAAUUCCUUAUAAUAAAGCUUUUAUCAAUGCCUCAUUGGAGGGUAAUAAAGGCCUUUGCGGAAAUGUAACAGGACUCCAGCCCUGUGAAAGGCCAUCUUCUGUGGUUACGAAGCACUCAAUGGCAAAGGAACGUAAACUCAUCCUCAUCAUUGUUCUUCACAUUGGGAGCACUAGUACUCUGUGCUUUCAUUGGUGUUCUAUUUAUGUGUGAUAAAAGAAGGAAAGUUAGAGACAUUGAAAGACGUGGUGAUGGUUGAGCUUUGAUAUCCAUGUUAGAUGGAAAGGCAUUGUACAGAGAUAUCUUAAACGCCACAGAGGAGUUUGAUGCAACAUUUUGCAUCGGGCAAGGAGGGCAUGGAAGUGUUUACAAGGUAAACCUUCCAUCAUUAGGGAAUAUAGCUGUGAAGAGACUUUAUUCUUCAUUUGAGAAUACACAUCCCAAAAGCUUUAUGAAUGAAGUAAGGGCAUUGAUUGGGAUUAAGCACCGGAACAUCGUGAACCUCUAUGGCUAUUGUUCGAAUGCACAAAACUCGUUGUUGGUUUACGAGUAUGUGGAAAGGGGGAGUUUGUCUAGUAUUUUGAGCAAUGAAGCUGAGUCCAAGAAAUUAGAUUGGCUUAAAAGGGUGAAUAUCAUCAAAGGUGUUGCUUUUGCUUUAUCUUACUUGCACCAGGAUUGUUCACCAUCGAUUGUUCAUCGAGACAUAUCAAGCAGAAACGUUUUGCUUGAUUCUGAGUAUGAAGCUCGUGUUUCAGAUUUUGGCAUAGCUAAGCUUCUCAAUCCAGACUCAUCCAAUUGCACUACACUUGCAGGCACAUAUGGCUAUGUUGCACCUGAGCUUGCAUAUACAAUGAAGGUUACACAAAUGUGUGAUGUCUAUAGCUUUGGAGUAUUAGCAUUGGAGAUAAUCAAAGGAAAGCAUCUUGGGGAAUACAUUACUGUGCUAGCAAAUUCGUCGACUAGAGAUUAUGUGCAACUUAGCGAUUUGCUAGACGAACGCCUUCCGUAUCCUGAAGAUAGAGUAAAAGAGGUUUUGGUUUUUAUCAUCAAACUAGCAAGUUCUUGUUUGCUUGAAACUCCAAAAUCAAGGCCAACAAUGCACUUUGUCUCUCAUAGGUUAUCAUCAAUGAAUCCACGUCCACCUACUCAUGUAAGGCAAGCUAAAUAAUCCCAGAGAUGUGAGGUGUCUUUGUAUGAAAAUGAAUAAACUUUGAAACCAAGUGGUUGUGAGUAAGUUAUUUUGAUGAGACGGUCCAUGCCAAAAUUAUUACUGGGACUAAUAUUGUUGUAUUGUCAGGGUGUUUAUCUGGUUUAUUGUAUUAUAGUGUAUAAUGUAGAAGGUAACUGUUCCUUGUGCCAAAAAGUAAUCAAAACAAGCUUCAUAUUUGCUAAAUACUGAUAUUAUGGGAUGGAAUAAUUGCUUCUAUCCAAGUGACGAGAGAGUCAAUUUUAGAAAGAAAAAAAAAAAAGGACAUCACAUUCGUGCUGCCAUUAUUUUUCUGAGUUAGUUGAGUUCUCCAAAUUAAA